This is a messenger RNA of Grus americana (Whooping crane), 8403 nucleotides long. It is a transcript of the gene FAP, whose product is annotated as fibroblast activation protein alpha. The record is from RefSeq and is a predicted model, not a curated record. Lineage: Eukaryota; Metazoa; Chordata; Aves; Gruiformes; Gruidae. Gene Ontology annotation, biological process: proteolysis. The coding region runs from base 228 to 2507 and encodes 759 amino acids. The transcript is spliced from 26 exons. Gene Ontology annotation, molecular function: dipeptidyl-peptidase activity; serine-type endopeptidase activity.
CCACUGUCCAUUUCUGGUUCAAGAACUUCCCCGAAAGCCUGUUUCUAAUUUUAUGGAAACCCUUUGAAAUUUGGCACAGUUUUCAAAAGUAUGUAGGAAAAAAAAGGCUGCCAGAGGUUUGGCCUCCAACUGUGAAAACAGACACUGCCUUUUCAAACUUCUCUCCUAGAUCCACUGACCAACACCCAGAAGAGAGAAUUUACAUUCUUUUAGAAUACGAGCGGAAAAUGAAGACUCAGCUAAAAAUCAUAUUUGGUGUGGUUAUAUGCCUUUUGCUUUCCUUAUUACUUAUGUGUAUUAUACUGCUUCCAUCAAGAGUUGUCAACACAGAUGAUGGUCCCAGAGCUCUUACAUUGGAGGAUUAUUUGAAUGGAAACUUCCAAUAUAAAACAUUUUUUCCAUAUUGGGUGUCAGAUAAUGAAUAUCUUCAUCAGUCUGCAGAAGAUGAUAUUAUUCUUUACAAUGUUGAAAUGAACUACCCAACUACCAUCAUGACUAACAGCACAAUGAAACAAGUUAAUGCUUCAAAUUAUGUGUUAUCAUCAGACAAGUAUUUCAUAGCUCUGGAAAGCAAUUAUUCAAAGCUGUGGAGAUACUCUUAUACAGCAUCAUACCACAUUUAUGAUCUUAUAUAUGGUGGUUUUGUAACAGAAAAUCAGCUUCCACAUAAAAUUCAGUAUAUAUCCUGGUCACCCGUUGGACACAAAUUGGUAUAUGUAUAUCAGAAUAAUAUCUAUUUGAAACAAAGUCCAAGAGAGGCUCCAAUUAAACUAACUAGUGAUGGAAAACAGAAUGAAAUAUUUAAUGGGAUUCCUGAUUGGGUCUAUGAAGAGGAAAUGCUAGCGACAAAAUAUGCACUGUGGUGGUCUCCAAGUGGAAAAUAUUUAGCAUAUGUACAAUUUAAUGAUUCGGACAUACCAGUUAUUGAAUAUUCAUAUUUUGGUGAGGACCAGUAUCCUAGAAAAAUAAUUAUCCCAUACCCAAAGGCUGGGGCUAAAAAUCCUACUGUUAAAGUGUUUAUUGUGGACACUAUUAACACUGAAGUGUUUGGUCCUAAGGAGGUCCCAGUUCCUGCAGUCAUAGCAUCCAGUGAUCAUUAUUUUGCUUGGCUUACUUGGGUAACGGAUAGUCGAAUCUGUGUGCAAUGGCUAAAGAGAAUCCAGAAUUUUUCAGUUUUAGCUAUUUGUGACUUCAAAGAAAAUUCAAAUACUUGGGACUGUCCAGAGAAUCAACAGCACAUAGAAGAGAGUCAGACAGGAUGGGCAGGCGGAUUCUUUGUUUCUGCACCAUAUUUUACAUCAGACAGCAGUUCAUACUACAAAAUUUUUAGUGACAAAAAUGGUUAUAAGCAUAUUCAUUACAUCAAUGACUCUGUGGAGAAUGCAAUCCAAAUUACAAGUGGAGAAUGGGAGGCAAUAUACAUUUUCAGAGUAACAAAUGAUGCAAUUUUCUAUUCAAGCAAUGAAUUUGAAGGCUAUCCAGGAAGAAGGAACAUUUACAAAAUCAGUAUUGGAAGUAAACCUAUCAGAAAACAAUGCAUUACUUGCAAUUUAAGGAAAGAGAGAUGCCAGUAUUAUACAGCAAGGUUCAGUGAACGUUCUAAGUAUUAUGCCUUGAUCUGUUAUGGUCCCGGGAUUCCCAUUUCUACCCUUUUUGAGAACCAUGGUGAUAGAGAGCUCAGAGUAUUGGAAGACAAUUGGGAAUUGCAAUCUGCUUUGCAAGAGAUCAAACUACCAAAAGAAGAAAUUAAUAAAUUUGAAGUGGAUGGUAUAACUUUGUGGUACAAAAUGCUUCUACCCCCACAGUUUGAUAGAUCCAAGAAGUACCCUCUACUUAUUCAGGUGUACGGAGGGCCUUGCAGUCAGAAUGUAAAGGAAACAUUUAGCAUUAGCUGGAUAACCUAUCUUGCAAGCAAAGAGGGAAUUAUUGUUGCUCUAGUGGAUGGCAGAGGGACGGCUUAUCAAGGUGACAAGAUUUUGCAUGCAGUGUAUCGAAGACUAGGAGUCUAUGAAGUUGAGGACCAAAUCUCAGCAGUGAAGAAAUUUAUAGAAAUGGGGUUUAUUGAUGAGAAACGAAUAGCAAUAUGGGGCUGGUCCUAUGGUGGGUACGUAACUUCUUUGGCGCUUGGAUCUGGCAGUGGAGUAUUUAAAUGUGGAAUGGCUGUGGCUCCUGUUUCCAGCUGGGAAUAUUACGCAUCUAUCUACACAGAACGAUUUAUGGGUCUUCCUGUAGAGUCAGAUAAUCUUGAGCACUACAAGAAUUCAACUGUGAUGGCAAGAGCAAAGAAUUUCCAAAACGUAGAGUAUCUUCUCAUCCAUGGAACAGCAGAUGAUAAUGUACAUUUUCAGAACUCAGCACAAAUCGCAAAAGCUUUGGUUAAUGCACAGGUGGAUUUCCAGGCAAUGUGGUAUACUGACCAAAACCAUGGAAUUCCAGGCCUUUCCAGCAAACAUCUCUACACACAUAUGACCCACUUCCUCAAACAAUGUUUUUCUUUGUCAGAAUAAGUAGGCUAUUCAAAGCAUGCUAAGGAUCUGAUACAUCUCUGGGAGAAUGCAAUGAUAACAGUGCCCAGGUUAUAUAGUUUUCAGGUGAAUUGAUAACAGGAACUUUGAAGUUUUAAACUUGAUGUUUACAUAAACUUUUGAUAUUGUAUAUUAGCAAAUGUUAUGCUAAUACAUGUUUCGGCACAUUUAACACCUGUUUGAUAGAAAAAAUAAAAUCAGAAUGUAAAAUGCCAUGUGCAUUUAUUGCCAUCUUGCUUAAACUUACAUUCUGCAAUCUAAAGAAAGGUGGUCCAUUGCAAAGGCACAAUGCCAAAUGAAUAUGCUUGCAUUUGUUAACUACAGCUGUAAAAUGGGAAAGGACAAAGAAAGCAGUGCAAGUACCUAAUUAGCAUCCUAACAAGAACCAGUUUCUCAAAAUGUAUUUCCAAUUUCUUGGAAGGAAUCCAAGCAGGGAUAGGACCACACAAUAUUUAAAGCUGAAGUUUGGAUAAUUACCCAGAAUAGUGAAUGCUGUGUUCAAAUUUUAUUCAACUCUUAUUUGCAACCUUGAUUCUGCAAAACUCUCAAUGUUAAGGUUUAAAUAUGAAAGCAGGACAUUCAUGAUAGCUAUUUUAUCUCAGUGUUUUUUCUCCCUAUGUUCAGAAUGUGUGAGCCGUAUUAGCCUGUUUUUAAUCUCUAAUCAUCACCUCAGCAUUCAAAUUAAUCUCAAUGUCAUUCAUCCCAGACUGGAGGGAAAGGAUCAAAGGAUUAUGUAGGCCUUCUUUGCUUUGUUUCCAGUGAAACUAUUUUAGGGAGUCUUAAAAGUGCUAGAGGCUAAUAAUGAUUGGAUUACUUGUAUUCUUUUCAUUAGUAAUUAAAUCAGUCCUGUCAUAAUAUAAGAAUAUGAACAAGAUAAUUGCCAAGAGAUCCACUGUAGAUGAAAUGAUUCUCUGGUCACGUGUUUAAAAAAUUCUAAGUUAGACUACUGCAUAAGAACCAUGGUCUGUUUAACAGUCUCUCAUCUCUGCUAUUAGCCAGUGAGAGUACAACAUAACCUGAAAAAGAUUGUGGAAUAGCCUUCCCACAAAGCAAGCUGCUUCCUAACUCUCAGUCAGAGAUCGGUUGCUGCUUCUUUGUGGAAAAGCAAGGGGUUUCAUUUGACCCUCUUGACAAAAACAUGGGGUUUAGCCAAAAUCAUUAAAAUGUGGAAGUGAUUUGCUAUGUAACAGCUUCCUUCGUUUGUUAAUGGCAAUAUCAAAUUUGAUUUUCCACACAUGAGAACAUUCUUCAGACACAUCUUUAUGUAAAUGUAGUUGCCAAGCUGUUUGUAAUGGUUAAAUUAUACUUUGAUGGGAACUCUUCAGAAAAUACUCAAUUAGUUCAGGUUUUUUUGGAAACGCUGCCAAUUAUGUGACGUUAAUGAGCUUUUUGUUGGUAAUGUAAUUAAAAUUCAACUGCUAUAAUGGUUAAAGGAAAAAAUUAUAGCUCUAAGAAAGUUAACAUUAAGCAAAUAUAACAUGAAGUGGGGCUAAUUAGAUGUUGAUUAUAUGGUCCUAUGUGCAUUUGCUGCACACACCAGUAGUCUCAGUAAUGUAGUAAUUUUACAAAUAAGGAAUACAAUUCAGUUGUAGUUACUGAGAUUUAACUCUCAAUUUCUUAGAUUGAUACAACACCACAGAAACCAUUGCAAAGUUGUGGUGAAAGAAAAAUCAAACUCUUAUCCCAGAUGCUUAAAGGUUUUAGAUACCUGAAUAUGUCAAUGGGAACCUAGAGAAAUUUUCAAAAAAGCAUGGUAUCAAUCUCACAGAAAUAUCAAUAUAUUAAGUUCUCUUUAAAUUUUUGCACCUUUAUUUUUAUUUAUACUUUUGAAAAUCCUAUGAACUCUGGAAAUUUGGCCAGAUGAACUGGCUCUUUGUGGAUACUAUAAGUAACAAAGUGAUGCACUGUGUUGUUCACACCCUGCCCACAGGUCUGUAGUCAGAAGAUUCUGGAAGUAUUUGGAGUACAGGACAUUUCAGGAAAACGUGUCAAAUAAAAUAACAGAAGGUACCUUUUUCCCAAGGGAUGCAUUAGCUGUUUCAUUAUUAAUCUGCACUUAUGUCUAUUUCUUUCCUAAGGCAGAUUACGCAUCUCCCAAACUGUCCACCAUUUACAUUGGCUUGUAGGAAGCAGUUGUGGGGAUAAAACAUGAAAAAAUAAGUGCAUCAUGCUGCUGUCAGUUUUGCUUCAUUGUUUUUUGUGUUGUUAAUUUAUUUACCUUACACAGUGCUCUUGCCAAAGAAUAGGAAUAUGUCUUCAGCCGAGUGUGACAUUUACUUUGAGUUGCUGGAAUAAUGUCUAACCUGAAAGCUUUAUGACUGAGCAACCAUGUAUUUUGAUGACAUGGGGGAAAAUGUUCUAGGAUACUGUGAGUGUCAAAAAAAACUCUUAAAAACAGACACAACAUCAAAUUGCUGGCCUGUGCUAAUACCAGGUAACGUUGCAGUCAUUCAUUAGAAAUGGUUCCGAGCACUUUAAACUUACCAUCGCAGUAUCACAGAAUGGUUGGGGUUGGAAGGGAACUUUGGAGGUCAUCUUGUCCCACCUCCCUGUUCAAGCAGGGAGCCCAGGACUAUGUCCAGACAGCUUUUGAAUAUCUAAAAGGAUGGAAACUCCACAACCUCUCUGGACCACCUCUGCCAGUGCUCAGUCACCCUCAUAGUAAAAAAGUGUUUCCUUAUGUUCAGACAGAACCUGCUGUGUUCCAGUUUGUGUCUGUUGCCUCUUGUUCUGUCACUGCGCAUCACUGAAAAGAGCCUGGCUCCAUCUUCUUUACACCCUCCCUUCAGAUAUUUAUAUACAGUGAUAAGAUCGUCCCGAGCCUUUUCUUCUCUAGAAGGAGAACUUUUUCCAGUCUGCAUUGCUGUCUACGAUCAUAAUCCAUGUUAUACGCAUCACCAUAAACAUUCAGUGGACAGUUAUUUGCCCCAUUCCUUUUUAAUCUAGCCUACAGUAUAGGCUCUUCUGUAACAGCUUCAACACAGUUCAAGGUGAAAGGCUUGUCCUGAGGAAUCAAGCUAACAAAAAUAUGUUUCAGGGUUAGCCUUAUCUAUAAAUAAAAAGUAUAUAUAUAUCAAUACUGCAGAUGUAGAAUAUGGUAUUUAAGAGCCAAUGCUGGGACACAACUCAUUAUGAAACUAAGAAAUUAUAGCUUUUAUUACAAGAUUUUCUAGGCCGAUAAAUUAAUAUCCUCAAAGUUUUACUUCCCACCUUCAAAUGUUUUAGAGGACCCAAGUUUCAGAAAAUGCUGAGCGCUUUCUGCUUUUCUUUUCCCUGUUGAGUAAGAAUCUCACACUUCAGAUGCCCAAAAACACCACUUCAGACAAUGAAACUCAGUCUUCAAAUAUCUGUCAUAUAAACAAGGUAUACAAGCCUCUGAAGAUGGGACAUAGUUGUUCUGAAUUAAGUAGACAGGCCCUUGAUUAAUAGCCACAGUUGUUUACAAGUCAGUUUCCACUAUGAAUCCUGCUUAACUUUUACAAAAUAAAGCUAGAGCUGCAAAGCAAAAACUGCUUUAUUCUAGGAACAGAAGCAUACAUAAAUAGUAUGUACUGGUUCCAUUCCAAACCAUUCAUUCCCCAACACCUAUUUUCAUCAUUUUCUUCAUUCAUGCUGUGUGAGUUGUGCACAUCAAUGAACAUGCAAUCCUCAUACCUCAAACAUGGAACUACAUCCUUUGCUUCACUCAGGAUUACUGCAGCUGCAAAGAAGAAAAGGCCUCAAGAGAAAACAGCAUUAGUAGAAAACCAAGUAUAAACCCAGCCAGACUCCAGAAUAUGGUUAGUGUUAUACUCAUUUUACUCAGAUAUCAAGUCAAAUUCAGACUACAUUCAAUACUUUCCAGUUUGCCAGUCAGUUCCAAUUACAAGGCACAGCUGUUUAGUACAUUUUAUAGAGUCAUUUGAAGGCUCUAUAUUUAAUCUGAGUAAUUCAUAGUAUUUGCUAAGAGCAUUUGGUAUUACUUUCAAUUAUGAACAUUGUCUUCUCAGAAUGUAAAGUAACUAGUACAUACUUGGCCAGCUCUUCUGCUUGCGCAAAUUGAUGCAGCUCCAUUGACUUCAAAUGGAGCGAUUCCAAUUUAUGUGAGUAGACAGUGUGGGCUACAGCAUAGUUACAAUAGUUCUCUUUUCUGAGGUACAAACCCAUCAGCAUCCAUGGCAGUGAGCACAGAGUUGCAUGCUGUGGAAAGGCUUAGAGACCCUAAGCUAAUCCUCCAUUUCAGAAAGCUAUUCUUGCUCUCCAAAGUGUAACCAUGGAGUUGUAUACAUACAUAUGCAUACAUUUGUGUGUUAUGUAUAUGUACACAUGUAUGUAUGUAACAUGAUGCAUAUGUUUUAUGUAUGUAUGUGUUUAGACAGAUUCCUCUAUAUAUUGCACUAAUUCCUAGAAGGGGAAUGCAGAGCUCUUUUGGCUGAUUAUCCCAUAGCAAGGAUAGGAAAAUAAAAGGGGCUGCACGGCCCAGCCUCAUGGUUGACAAGGUUAGGGAGAGAAAAAUGCUUUCUGUGCAAUGUAAGAAAGAAAAGGGUGUGGGCCUGUAGUCAUACCCCAAGAUACAUCCUCCUCCCUCCCAUGUUCUUUAGAUGUGUAAUAGGUAAUAAUAAUAUAAUAACAAUAAAUAUGUAAUGAAGAAAUACCCAGAAAAAUGUGAGGAGUUCACUUUUUUUGAAAAAAUUUGUUGGAAAUUUUUUUGGUUUUUUACUUUCGAAAGUCAGGAACUUCCUAAUUCGUACAAAUGUUCAAAUCUUGAAGAUUUUAUUUUUUUUUCUUGUACCAACAGUUAAAGAGUUGAGAGAAACAUCCUAGAAAAUUAUGAUAUUCAGAGAAUGCUAGCCAGUUAUAACAAAUACAUUGGUCCUAUUUUUCUGAAAAGCCAUGCCAACUGGAAUGGUCAGUGCUAGAGCAUCAGGUUCAGUGUGCAGCCGGUAAGAAUUCUGCUUCUCAUUUUACCUCUUCUGUACUUUCACCACGGAUUUUUUGUCCAGUGAGCGCAGUACACUGUCCUUAAUAGCAGCCAUUACCCGGUGCUGAGAUGAUGGUGCAGGAAACUUUGAUCAACUCCAAAUACGGUGAAUCAAAGAUACAGAUUUUUUCAUGACUCCAAGUGAAUCAUGAAAAACAUCAAGAUGAAACUUUCCUGCAGGCAGGUCACUUUCAGAUUCUGUCUCUUUGUGUGACUCAGUUGAAGUACUGUCUCAUAUGUGAACUAUAAUAUACAGGAAAGUGAGGUUGCCUUUGACUUUUGCCAAAAGGUGACAUCUAACUAUUCUAUUUUACAAUAUGAGAGGAAAAAACCUGAGUAUAUAUGCAUAACGAGUGUUCCAUACACUCGUUACAAUUUUCUACUUCUGUUUGGUAACUCUUGUUUGCUGUGCUCUUGAAAUGUGCAUUACUACAGAUUGAGUUAUGGCAACUGAAGGUUGCAUGGUUCUUGAUUGCAGUUCACUUCUUUCCAGUACUUUUUAUUGUCUGUGUAUCACUUGAAAAACAAAUAAUCAGUCACCUUCUAGAUGCUAGAUGACCUGCUAGAUGAUAUUGCCUGUGUAACAGCCUGCCCAGCCAGGUGCACUGAGCUGCUCUGUCUCAUAUAUUUUUUUCUGAAAUCAUCCUACUGUAAACAUGGAACUUUAUCUGACACAAGAAAAUAAACAGAGCUAAACAAAAAGAAAAGAACUGCCUGUUUCCUGGAGGAGGCGAUAUUUUCUUACAUUCUGUAUUGCCUGUUUAGAAAGCUAUGUAUCUUUAACUCAACAUGCAGUGAGAUAAUUAUCUGCAGCAAUCUGUUUCAACGAGGGUGUGUCAUCCUAGUGUCAAAAAAGCCUAAACGGCCCUUUUAUCACCAUCUGCUGUCCGGUUGGGGUACUGCAGGGCUGGGCAGCCU